Aureobasidium uvarum is the source of this 2268-nucleotide messenger RNA. NCBI's taxonomy places the organism in Eukaryota, Fungi, Ascomycota, Dothideomycetes, Dothideales, Saccotheciaceae. The record is from the annotation of a GenBank genome assembly.
AUGGCCCCCAAGGCGGAGCGUACCAUUACCGACUUUUUCAAACCAUUCGCCCAGCCAAAAGUCAAGCGCAUAAUUGCUGGAGAAGGAAGGAGCGCGUCGGAGCCUCAAAACGCGCCUGCCGUAGCCACCAAGGUGCGGCAACAACAGGAGCAACAGCAAAGUGCAAAGUCCCGUUUCUCCAUGCCACCCACCAGAUCCGCUUCUUCCAAUCUUCGAAAGAUUCAGGUCUUGCCUUCCAAGGAGACAAAAAUAGACGAUCCCAUCCCUACGCCAAUACCUUCAAGUCCGCCUGUGUACCAUGCACCCACCUCACGCAUCCCACGAGAGCUAAGCCCUCUCACGUCGCCCGAGUCUAGCCCUAGCCCUCCCUCACCUCCGCCGACCGUCCCCAAAAAGCAGCCAACCAUGGAUCCCUCCGUGUCUUCUUCGUCUCUAUCAAGCCUUCCGAUCAGCUCGCAAUCCUCUAGUAAACGCAUCAUUCGAGACGGCAUGUUGGCUGUGACAAACUCGGACUCCGACAGCAUUGAUGCUGAUUCAGAUCCCUUGGAUGACAUCGACGAAUUGAUCCGACGAAAGCGCCUGAAGAUGACCCCGCCUGCUACAUCUUCAGAGACCCCACAACGUCCUUCCAACUCUGCGCGUGAGCUGAGGAGCUCCACUCGUCGUGACAGGCCAUCGAUCUCCAAGUCCAAGUUGGCCCAACCUUCUCGAAAGAAGUACAAGUUCAGCAUGGCUUCCCUGGUCGCCUCUCACAACAGGGAUGCCAAAUCUAUCCAAAAGAUCCAAGAGUACGAGGACGAAUAUAGACAGGAAAUGGAUUUGACAGCACGUCAAGAACAGGAGCUUAGACAGACGUCUGACAUGAAUGCCGAGGAGUUCGCCGCGCAUCUGCAGGCAGAUGACGGCGAUGAUGAGACAAGGGAGCGUGUCGUGCGCGCGAUCGAACGCAACGAUCUGCUGGAAAAGCAUGUUCAGUAUCCUUUCUUCAGACAUGCCGACCCUAGAACACACCUGUCCAAGCCGUUUCCCGACACAACUCUCUUUACACAGGAUUGGACAAGCUUGCUCCAGGAUCAAAGUAUGAGGGAACAAUCAUUCACAAGUGGAUUCGUGGCAGAUAUGGCUCGCGUAUCUGCCCUGCCUGACGAGCUUGUCCAGUGGAUGCUGUCCGAACUACUCCAAGACCUCGAGGACGGCCUGGCUAGUGCCUAUGUGAGUGCGUUAGAAUACUCGUUUUCUAGCACUUCCUUUACGACCGACCACCUACGUCGACAGUUUCUUCUGCGAGCAGGCAGAGAGGAUCUCGAGCCAGAUCUGUUUUCCGACAUGUCAUCAAGGCCUCCUCCUGCUCAUCAAAGACCUUACGUAGAGGACAUGCCUCUGAGCCUCGAUUGGGCGUGUGUGCUCUUGAUGAAACUUGCGAACAGACUGCCUAUUGCUGAACGGAGGAGCUGGCUCACACCUUUGAUGCUCUUACUUGUGGACCCGCAACUAGAACAGAAGGCAGAGACCCAACUAGCACUUCAAAGUUGCAUUGCAAACUUGCUCGAAGCUGAUCUCACGCCUUCUAUUCAAAUGACAACGGUCGAACACAUUGGACAGCGCAUUCGCGCACACAUCCCAAACCCUAUCCUGAUACAACAUCUGAUUGGGUCCCUCUCCUCGUCGACGAGCGCAUCGCAUGGUUUCAAGCGGCGUCUGGGAUUGGCAUCAUUCCUCAAGUCCAACACGUAUCUCGAUGACGACCUCGACGACCUGGCGACCAUGAAGACGUUGACGCUAUGUCUUCAAGAGAAUAGAACGUUUAGGAUUAGAGACAAUACCGACUUCCAGAAAUUGGCAGCUCGGUUCGAUACACUGAACGUAGCUAUUGGACUUGGAUUCUCCAAAUUCGAAUUUCGUGGUGAAGAAGCGACAUCCAAGACCGAUAACACAAUCAACACAGACACGACGGUAGUAAGGUCACCAGUGUCGGCGGAAGAAAGCAACUUCAACUCGGGCAUAGAUGGAUUAGUGGAAGAGUUACGGUCGAUAGCGUUCAACAUUCGGGACUCUGGAGCGGCGCACAUGCGAAGAACCGAGUGCAAGACGGCGAUCGAGAAGCUGUCGUACAGACUCGAGUUCGCAGCAAGGACCAGGCCGAAGCCCAAAAAAGGAAUAUUCGGAGCGGCUGAGGGCACAAGCGACAUGAUUAGAAACUUUGUCGCAAGACGUGAGCAGGACACGGCUAUGGGAAAUGGGGUCGAGAUCAGCAGCGAUGCUGCCUAG